GAGCAAUGAAAAAAAUAUCGCAACAGCGAAAUCUACGGAAUGGUAGAAAACUGUUUAAAAAAUAAAAAAAUUGAAAAUAAAAGCGCCAAACAAAUUGAAAUUAGGUGGAAAAAUUUAAAAUAUAUGUACAUAAACAUUAAAAAAGAAAAAAACAAAAGUGGAAAUAGUGCUAACGACUUUCUGUUUUUCGAGGAAAUGGACGAGCUGAUGGGUAUGAGACCCUCAAUAACAACAUUGGAAACAGGAGUAGAUACUUCUUGCGAUGUAGUAACUCCCUCAACAAAUGACUCCUCUAACACAAAUAUAAACCAAGAAGAUUCGGAUGAGCUGCAGCCGUUACCAAGUCCAAGUGGUUUACAAAAUAAUUCCAAACGUAAACGAAAAUCAACAUCUGAUGGGUUGUUAGAAAAAAUUAAUAAAAUGCAGAAAGAUAUCAAUGAAGAUUUUCUGAAGAAACAAAAAGAACUUAUAGACUAUGAAUACAAAUUAUAUUCACAGCAAGAAAAGGAAAGUCACAUGCAAAUGAAAAGUUUGCUAAAGGAAAGCAGUGAUAAUUUCUUGUGUGCAAUCAAAGAUAUUUUCAAUGAUAAUCGUAGCAUAGAUACUAUAAAUUUAGAUAGCAAUAAGGAAAAUAAUAAAAGUGAUAAUCAUAGCGUAGAGACUAUAAAUUUAAUUACAAAAAAGGAAAACAUUGAAACGAGUAAUUAUAAUACAGAGACUAUAAAUUUAAGUGAAUAUGAGGAAAAUAUUAAAAAUAGUUUAAGUUCAUAUUUCCAAGGAUGGAUAGACUAA
Condylostylus longicornis is the source of this 792-nucleotide messenger RNA. RefSeq lists its product as uncharacterized. The record is from RefSeq and is a predicted model, not a curated record. The coding region runs from base 40 to 792 and encodes 250 amino acids. The transcript has 3 exons. Lineage: Eukaryota; Metazoa; Arthropoda; Insecta; Diptera; Dolichopodidae.